GGCGGCUCCGAGGCAGCGGCGCGCGAUGGAGCUGAGCGAGAUGCUGUACAACAAGUCCGAGUACAUCGAGACGGCUUCGGGGAACAAAGUGAGCCGGCAGUCCGUGCUGUGUGGGAGCCAGAACAUCGUGCUCAACGGCAAGACAAUUGUCAUGAACGACUGUAUUAUUCGAGGAGACCUGGCAAAUGUGAGAGUUGGACGACACUGUGUUGUGAAAAGCCGAAGCGUCAUCCGCCCUCCUUUCAAGAAAUUCAGCAAGGGGGUUGCUUUCUUCCCACUGCACAUUGGAGACCAUGUCUUCAUUGAGGAGGACUGUGUUGUUAAUGCAGCUCAGAUUGGCUCGUACGUUCACAUAGGCAAGAACUGCGUCAUUGUAAGGUCGCCGGUGUGUCCUGAAGGACUGCUGCAAAAUCCUGGACAACACAGUGUUGCCCCCAGAGACGGUGGUCCCGCCUUUCACCAUCUUUUCAGGCUGCCCAGGGCUCUUCUCCGGGGAGCUCCCGGAGUGCACACAGGAGCUGAUGAUUGAUGUCACCAAGAGCUACUACCAGAAGUUCCUGCCGCUCACCCAAGUCUAGUGCUCUCCAGCCCCUGGCCCCCUGCCUCA
This is a messenger RNA of Varanus komodoensis (Komodo dragon), 607 nucleotides long. RefSeq names its product dynactin subunit 5 (gene DCTN5). NCBI's taxonomy places the organism in Eukaryota, Metazoa, Chordata, Lepidosauria, Squamata, Varanidae. The transcript has 6 exons. The coding region runs from base 26 to 529 and encodes 167 amino acids. The record is from RefSeq and is a predicted model, not a curated record.